This is a messenger RNA of Seriola aureovittata, 3390 nucleotides long. It is a transcript of the gene rab21, whose product is annotated as RAB21, member RAS oncogene family. Gene Ontology annotation, biological process: Rab protein signal transduction. The coding region runs from base 356 to 1018 and encodes 220 amino acids. The transcript has 7 exons. NCBI's taxonomy places the organism in Eukaryota, Metazoa, Chordata, Actinopteri, Carangiformes, Carangidae. Gene Ontology annotation, molecular function: GTP binding; GTPase activity. The record is from RefSeq and is a predicted model, not a curated record.
GAGUGCUCCAUCUUACCGAGCGUAGGCGAUCUUCGGCGGAGCUAGCCGGCUAACAGCUAACGCGUAGAGACGCCAUUAGUUGGGUGAAAACCAGGCGUUCGCAUCAGAUUGAAAGGGGAUUUAUUCCACAGUUUAGACCCAUUUGUCUCACAUCUGUUGGUCGAUAUUCAUAAAAGUCGGAUUCUCUGAUGCUGUCGAGGUGUUUUUCUCCUGAUUUUUAGCUGUUUUUUAAAGUCGGAAGCCGAUGUGAGCUACGCAGGACUUCAGUUCCGACGGGGGUUAGCAUUAGCAGGGCUAGCUUGACAUCGCUUGUUUUGAUAAACGCUGAUAAAUUAGUUUAAUAUAACUUCCAGCCAUGGCGGCCGGAGGGGCGGGCGGCAACAGCGGCAAAACCUACUCCUUCAAGGUGGUGCUGCUGGGGGAAGGCUGCGUGGGGAAGACGUCGCUGGUGCUCCGAUACUGCGAAAACAAAUUCAACGACAAACACAUCACAACUCUACAGGCGUCCUUCCUCACAAAGAAGCUCAACAUCACGGGAAAGAGAGUGAACCUGGCCAUAUGGGACACAGCAGGUCAGGAGCGUUUCCACGCGUUAGGUCCCAUCUACUACAGAGACUCCAAUGGAGCCGUACUAGUGUACGACAUCACAGACGAAGACUCCUUCCAGAAGGUGAAGAACUGGGUGAAGGAGUUGAGGAAAAUGUUGGGCAACGAGAUUUGUUUAUGUAUAGUAGGUAAUAAGAUUGAUUUGGACAAAGACAGACAUGUUUCAGUGGAAGAGGCUGAGAGUUACGCGGAGUCGGUGGGAGCCAAACACUACCACACAUCAGCCAAGUUAAACAAAGGCAUCGAGGAGCUCUUCCUGGAUCUCUGUAAAAGGAUGAUGGAGACGGCUCAGGCCGAGGAGAGGUUGAAGGGCAACGGAGCCAGCCAAUCAGCUUCGAGUAGGCGGGGCGUACAGAUCGUCGACGACGAACCACAGGCCACACCUGCCGGAGGGUGCUGCUCUUCUGGCUAACACACACACACACACACUUUUACACAAACACACACACACACACACACUCACACUCUCUGUCAUACAUGCUUGCAGACAUUAUACUCACACACACAUUUAUCAGUGUCUCUGUCGUCCGGUUGGUCCGCUCUGAAAUAAUCUGCUGUGUUCAUUCAGCAACGCCUCUGCCGCUAAGGAGCAUGGGAAAUCAUAUUUAAAUGACUUUGUUCAGUGUACCCUUUCAAAGUAAAAGUAACUGAAGUCCUCAUGAUUGAAAUCAGUGCUUUUAGUUACAAAAUUCAAAAAAAAAAUCUCGUUUUUAGCACUUUAUUUACUGUCAUUUCUUAUAAAAACAGACGAUAACUCGACAGUAAUCUCAAACAAAGCAGCGACUAAUAUCACAGAAACAUUGAAGGCCUCUUCCCUCCCUCCUCCAGCUGCCUCCGUGUGUUUCAUACUAAAGAUUAUUAAUAAAACAGUUAAAAAUAAGUUUGAAGACACAAAAAAGCGGCUCAAGCUUCAGCAGAGAUUUGUUUAGUUUUUGUUUUUUGGGGGUGGGAGGGGCUCUUUAAUGGUUAAACAUGCAAUCUGCACACACAAAGACACACUGUACAAACCGCCAUUAAUCUUCAUGUUGAUCAGUUUGUGGUGUAACAGCGUCGCCUGCUGGACGAAAGUGGAACGGCAGGGAGGCGAUGAAAGUUAAAUCCCGGCCGCGGAGUUCUUCACAGGUCCUGAUGACUGAACUCUCCUGCUUCUUUAUUCAUUCAUCACAUAUUUACUGUUGCUGCACUGAACUCCUCCAGCUCAUGUUCCUCAUGUUGCAUUUAGUGCCAAAAUCUUUCCCCCCAAACUUCAUGAUUGAACACUGGUGUCUGAUCAAUACACAUCCCAUAAACCCUUAAACAUCCUCUACAAUCAAACAUGGAGGUGCAGACGUUUGGACCUGUGAGGAACCAGCAGCAGCUACAAACAGACUCCAGGUAGAUGCACAAACAUCAUCAGAUAAAAGCUGCAGUCACUUGUUCUACAAACAAACUAUAAAUAAAAUCAUACUUCUCAUUGUUGAAGCCAAAUGUAAAAAAAAAAAAAAAAGAAGUGAUUAUUUAAUAAAUAAACAACAAAAUUUCUGCAACAACCAGAAAGAAAAACUUUAAACUCUAAAAUGACAAAAAAUAAAAUAUUUCACAGUUAUAAAUAAAGAAAAAAAAAACGAAAAAGAGAAUGAAUCAGUUUGAAAUAUUCAGCAAAAUCAAGGUAAUUAAAUAUAAGAUUAAUUUAGUUUGUUGUUUAAUCGAUAAAAUAGUUAAAAAUAUCCCAAUAUUUUGGUUUCUAAAUGAAAAAUAUUGUAGAUAAAAAAUAAAACAUGAGCAGCGAAUACAAACAACUCAGUUGCCUACAGGUCUGAAAACAAUAUAUUGAUAUUGAUCACUGAUCUGUUUGUGUUAAGCAGAAAUCUGUUCAUCAAUUUAUUUUCAAUAAUUAAUUAUUUGGUUCAUAAAAUAUUAGAAAAUAGUGAAAAAAUGAAUUAUUAUCCCCCAAAAUAUUACAUUUAAAGUUGUUUAAAACAGAAAAUCAGGAAUUUCUUUGACAUUGAAAAAUAAACAAAAACGUUUUGUCAAUUAUAUUUAUUUUAAUUUUUUUGUAAUUGAUUAAUUGACUAAUUGUUUCAGCUCAAAGUAAAAUUCUGGUUUUAUUGACAUUGUGCAGCUCAAAGUUUUUCUCCUUCUUCCUCUAAAUGUCGGAUUAAUGGUUUCAUAAACAACAACACACACGUCAUGACAACAACAACAACAACAACAACACACACGUCAUGACAACAACAACAACAACACAACACAGCAACACAACACGCCAGUCUCCCGGACAGAGGAAUAAAACCGUGCAUGUUUGAUUUCUGUAAAAGGCUUCGUUUGUUUGUUUGUUUGUUUGUUUUGACUUUUAAAUGACUUGGUGAAUAAAUAAAAAAACUGAGCAGCGAUUAUUUAAUAAGUUAUACUCAUGAUGGAAACCUGUACAUGAACAAACCUUUAUCUCUGUACUCGCUCUCUCUACUGUGGACUUUGCUGUUGUUUUCCCUCCCGGCCUUUAGCUCCAUUAAUCUCUGCUUACUGAAGAAAAAAAAAAAAAGCUCUGUGACAUUGUACAAAAAAACAAAAACAAACAAAAAACACAAAAAAAACAUUCUGGACGUUUUAUCUGCCUUUGGGGAAAAAUCAAUGCACAUAGAAGAAGAAAAGUAAAAGAUGUACUGUCCUGUUCAUUAUGGAAGAAUGAAAAAAACAAAGGAAAAAAAAAUCAGCACACCUUUUGGAAAUGUAAUUUUUUAAACUGCUAGUGUCAAAAGUGUUUUGUAAAGAUAAUAGAACAAUUAUAACGAUUUACACAACGCA